GUUGGGUUGGAAAUGGCUAGAAAUAUACAUCUGUCUUCCUGGUCUUUAGCAACCUUUGACCUUCAAAUUAGAACCUCAACCAUCCAACAUGUUAAGCAAAACAGAUUCCCUCUCAGACACAUAAAAUAAUGCAAAUUUCUGUUUUUUUUUCCCCCCCGCACUCUUAAACCCAUCUCCCUCAUUACAACAUGCACCCCACGUUCUAUUAAACCCUAAACUCAAAAAUAAGGAAAUUCCAUCAAACAAUCACCUCCAAACUUUCUGUCAAAUUCUUAACAGGCAACCUGCUAAAAAAAUCUUGGGUCUUCAUUGCCAAACUCUAGCUUCUCUCCUGAAUUUUCCUCUUCUCUCUCAAGAAAAAAUCACAAGAAGAAGAAGAAGAAAAGGUAUUCUUUCUUUCUUUCUUCCUUCUCAUACUAUCUCCCAAACAGUUCUCGCAAACCCCAUGUUCUGUUCUUCCUAAUUCACCAUCGUCCCUUGAAGAGUCUUCCUUGGUGAAGAUUUUAAGAAAAUGGGUCGUCCAGAAGAGCAGGAAACUUACAGGUCCAAGCUCUUCAAUUUCAAAGGCAUGUUUGAUCUCCCUGGGAGGCAUGCAAAGAGUCUAAGUGUUGAGAGUGCAAGCAUUUUAGAUCCUACAGAAGAAGCAUCAUCAAGAGGAUCAAAUCCAGAUAACCAAAUUGGGAAUGCAUUAGAUAGACGUAUGAGAUCACAAAAGAUCAGAGAAGAGCAAGCAAUCAAAGAAGUCAGAGAAAAGCUCCUUCAAGAAAUGGAACAGAUGAAGGAGAGAUUUGCAAAACUACUAUUAGGUGAGGAUAUGUCUGGUGGAGGAAAGGGUGUUUCUUCUGCUUUGGCCUUGUCAAAUGCAUUCACAAACCUUGCAGCUUCAAUAUUUGGUGAGCAAAGACGCCUAGAGCCAAUGCCGGCAGAAAGGAAAGCAAGAUGGAGAAAGGAAAUUGACUGGCUUCUAUCAGUUACUGAUUACAUCGUUGAAAUGGUUCCUUCACAACAAAAAUCCAAGGAUGGCUCAAGCAUGGAGAUCAUGACAACAAGACAACGAACAGAUCUCCACAUGAAUAUCCCUGCCUUGCGCAAGCUAGAUGCAAUGCUUCUCGAUUGCCUAGACAACUUCAAAGAACAACAGGAGUUCUAUUAUGUAUCAAGAGACGCUGACGACGGAGAUAAGAAGUCAAAAAAUGAUGAUAAAUGGUGGUUACCUACAGUCAAGGUUCCACCAGAGGGUUUAUCUGAUGGUGCCCGAAAAUUUCUGCAGUAUCAGAAAGAUUGUGUGAACCAAGUACUUAAAGCAGCAAUGGCCAUAAAUGCUCAAGUUCUAUCAGAAAUGGAGAUCCCUGAAAGCUAUAUUGAAUCCUUACCAAAGAAUGGGAGAGCAAGUCUUGGGGACUCAAUCUAUCGGAGCAUCACCGAUGAAUUUUUUGAUCCAGACCAAUUCCUAAUGGGAAUUGACUUGUCAUCAGAACAUAAGAUUCUGGAUCUCAAGAACAGAAUGGAGGCAUCCAUAGUAAUUUGGAAGAGGAAGAUGAUCCAGAAAGAUAGCAAAUCGUCUUGGAGUUCUGCUGUGAGUCUAGAAAAAAGAGAACUUUUUGAAGAGAGGGCAGAAAGUAUCUUGAUUCUCAUCAAGCAUCGUUUCCCCGGGAUCCCUCAAUCUACAUUAGAUAUAAGCAAAAUCCAAUUCAAUGGGGAUGUAGGGCAAGCUGUUCUAGAAAGCUAUUCAAGAAUUCUGGAAAGUUUGGCAUUUACAGUACUAUCAAGAAUAGACGAUGUACUCCAUGCAGAUCGGCAAGUUUCAUCACAAUCAGGAAGAAAGAGCGUUAGCAGAAACUCACCACAAGUUGCGAAAUCUUUUGGAACUCCUAAAGAAGAGACAGAAAAGAAUGGUACGGAAACUCCUGGUUCAAUGACACUAUUAGAUUUCAUGGGAUGGGAAGCUGAUCAAGGUGACUCAGACAUGAAGAAGGAUUCACAAGUUUCAGAAGACUUCAUUAAGGACCUUGAUGCAAAGACUCAGAAGCUUCCCAACAUAGCCACCAAGAAAGUGUCCUACCUCGAGAAUUUGGGAGGUGUGAGAAGCCCAACGUCUCGCCAUUAAGGAUAGAGAGAGAGAGAGAGAGAGAGAGAAUAUUUUAAAGAUUAUCAUAGAUGAACAGGUGUCUGAGAGAGGAGAAAGAUGACAGGGAAAAACAAGUAUGGGGGGAGGCGAAGCCUUGAUUAUUCAUUGCUCGUUUUUGUACAUAGGAUUGAACAAGCAAAAUCGUCGGGUCCGAGGCAUUGUCAGAUAUGAUAUCCUCUGCAUAAGAAGGAUUUGUAGUCUGGUAGCUACCAAAUUGUGAUUUCUGAUGAUUUCACAAAGUUGUUUUUUUUUUUGGGGGGGGGGGGGUUCCCCUUUCUGUCCUGUAUUAUCUUAGAAUCCUUCAGUCAAUAUAGGGUAACGUGUCUCACACAACUUUGAUAAAACUAGACAUAUUUCUCCAUGCAUUGAAUAGAGCUUCAAAAAAUAAGUUCUCAUUGUUCACUGGUCGUAAAUAUUGUAGAUUUUAUACUUUAUAUUCAAUAUCGAUUGUUUGCCAUA
Messenger RNA from Neltuma alba, 2587 nucleotides. Its product is annotated as rop guanine nucleotide exchange factor 12. The transcript is spliced from 7 exons. Lineage: Eukaryota; Viridiplantae; Streptophyta; Magnoliopsida; Fabales; Fabaceae. Bases 512 to 2107 code for a protein of 531 amino acids. Gene Ontology annotation, molecular function: guanyl-nucleotide exchange factor activity. The record is from RefSeq and is a predicted model, not a curated record.